UCCGCCAUACAUAGCAAACACCGUUUUGAAAAUAUUUUCUAAGUUGUCAAAGCGACCUGAAACUGAAACGACCAAAAAUGUCACAACAAACAACUAAUUCAUCGAAAAGAGAGCCGGAAGCUAUGACUAGGGACCACGAAGACAGUGAUUUCCUAUGCUUACACAAAUCGCCGCCCCUCCAUAUUGCCCUACAUGGAAUGUCUUCUCUCAUCAACACUCGUCUAUCCAAGACUGCUCUUGAUCUCUGUAUCGAGCUUCUAGAGGUUGGCGUCAAUCCGCAGGCAUUGGCCGAGGUAAUCCUCAAUGUGCUGGCAAUGAAGGAAAAGUCGCAGAAGAGAUCCCCGCCAGAUUUCCAUUAAAACUUUCCUACAGACGACGAUGACGGCCGACGGAACGAUUAGGCUUAUCUUUUCCGACCUGACCAACCCUCAACCCGCACCGGCACAACAAUAGAACACAAAAAAAAUCCAUAUUUUGAUAACAAAUAUCAGUUAUAUUUAGCAAAUAAAACCAUUAACACUAUCAUAAGAAGCCUA
Drosophila bipectinata is the source of this 536-nucleotide messenger RNA. NCBI's taxonomy places the organism in Eukaryota, Metazoa, Arthropoda, Insecta, Diptera, Drosophilidae. The record is from RefSeq and is a predicted model, not a curated record.